Molecule: messenger RNA, 2289 nt
Organism: Labrus bergylta (ballan wrasse)
Lineage: Eukaryota; Metazoa; Chordata; Actinopteri; Labriformes; Labridae
Gene: rnf11a
Product: ring finger protein 11a
Biological process (GO): ubiquitin-dependent protein catabolic process
Cellular component (GO): ubiquitin ligase complex
Molecular function (GO): ubiquitin protein ligase activity
Source: RefSeq, a predicted model, not a curated record
GCAUUUCCGGCUUGAAUUUUUUUGUAAACAGAAGAAGCCAACGUUCAAGCAGACACAAACAACCCGGUUGUUACGGUUGUGACCUGCAGCCCAGCAGUGGUCGUUUAUUCGUCAAGCGAGAGACGACCACUGCUCCUUUAAAAAAAUAUGUUUUUUUUAAUGUGUUUUUUUUAAAGAUAUGUAAACUCUUGACGUCAUGACUUCAAACUAUCCGCUGACGUCGAGCGACCUCGUUCACACCUGUUAGCUUGUUAGCUUAACUUCAGCUGACAAAAGUGUCCGGUCAACCUCUCUCAUCGAUGGGGAACUGCCUGUUUUCACAAGGGGCGGAUGACCUGUCGCUGCUGAACGAGUCUGAGGGGGGCAGUCUACCCGGAGAGCCCCCCCCUCCUCCUCCUCCUCCCCCCCCGUACCAGGAGCGCACUCUGUCAGCUCCCGUGUACCAUCCCAACCCAGGUGAGAGUCGUCUGGCUUGCCAGCUUACAGAGGAGGAACAGAUUCGCAUUGCUCAGCGGAUCGGUCUUAUCCAGCACCUCCCCAGAGGCAUCUUCAACCCAGGCUCCGACCCAUCCAACAAGAAAGUGAAAGAGUGUGUGAUCUGCAUGAUGGAUUUUGAGUACAGUGAUCCCAUUCGAUUCUUGCCCUGCCUUCACAUUUACCACGUGGACUGCAUCGAUCCCUGGCUGAUGCGCUCUUUCACCUGCCCUUCCUGCAUGGAGCCAGUGGAUGCUGCCCUGCUGUCCUCGUAUGAAACCAACUAGCCUCCUGCCUACAAGUAAAACUGUCCUCACCGUUCAAACUGGUAGCCAAAGUGUGUGGUGUUAUGCCGAUGUUUGGAGGGUCUUGAGGAGGCAGUAAGAUGUUGAAAUCAUUGCCCUUAAUGGUGCGUUGGUUAAGUCUGAUUUGCACCUCUUUCUGCUUUGUAAACUCUUAGCCUUUUACGAUAGGGUAACGUGCCAAAUCAAGAUCCAUGAAGGAUAUGGAAAGCUAUACACGUAGCAAAAAUAUUACUGCAAAGUAAUAUCACUUUUCUAUGACAGAAUGUCUGUUUUUUUUUUUUUUUUAAUGGUAAUGUCAUCAAUGAAAUUUACUCUCCCCAUUCAGACGUAAUGUGCAAUAUGUUAAUUCAAUGGAGAUAAUGCAGGAAAUGUGUUUUGGUCAGAAAGUCGGUCAAAUCAUGAAAAAAGGUAACUCGUGAACACAUGGCCUUAACUGUCUAAAGCAAGUGUGUCUUGACUGAUAUGCAAUCCUAAAAAAAACACAGAAAACACAACAAGUGAUAUUAAUGAACCCGGUUUCUUUGAGCAAAUAGUCCAUGAUGAUCAUUUGUCUACAGCAUCGUGACAUAGAGUGGUGUUUUUUCAAUUUUAUGGAGAUAUUUGAAGUUCAAUCAAUGUGAUGAAGUGUGUUCCUUUGAAGCUGCUUUUAUUGAGGUGGAUCUGUUUUUUUUUUUGUUUUUUGCCUUUCCACAAAAUAUGAAUCCUCUGUUUGAGGUUGCGCUCUCUGUUUUUAAAACCGGUGUGUCCUUUUAUUACUGUUUACCGUCAGUGAGAUUUUCAAAGACAAAUUAUGCUGUGCAAUCCCUCCGUAAAGCACCUUGGGAUAACUCUCCUCUGGCACUCUGUAGCUCGAGGGUUUUUAUAGAUGAAUGUGAAUCAUGAUAUUUGUAUGUGUGUGAUGUUUUUUUUUUUUGUUUUUUUUUGGGAGGGGGUGGGGGUAGUCUUCUUGGGGAGAUGGUAGACGAUUACAGCAUGUUGAGAUAACAGAGAGAAUGAAUCUGUCAGCUGUAACCCAUGUUGAAGUUACCUCUCAUGCUCCAGUCUGUGCUGAUGACUUCUUACAGCGAUUGGAUCGAUUUCCAGAGCUCCUGGAUCUGGUCAAACACAACGCUUUUAUCUGUUUUUUGGAUGUGUAUUGAUGUUUGAGUCUAAAGAAAGCUUCAGCAGCAGAAAGGCUUGUAUCCUGAAUGUAGAGCGUUGUUUCAGCUUUUCUAACAUUUGUAGAAUCAGACAUUACUCAGGCUGCUGUGCCUUUUUGAAGGUUGGGGUUAGUCAAUUCUUGUGAAGUACAAUCAUUUCUGAUGCUUUUCUUUCAGUGGUCCUCUAGAGGGAGACAGAUACCAGCACUGUUCUGAUACGUGUCACUAUUAAAAAUAGGCCAAUCAGGAUGAGGCCAGAUGUGGCUCUCUGGCUGCUGUUAACAGUCACAUUCAUUAAAAAUGUGUUUCCACCUUUGCACCAGUUCUAGGACAAAUCAUGAAACCACAAUAAAAGUGGAAACAAAUAUUUA